Molecule: messenger RNA, 4785 nt
Organism: Silurus meridionalis
Lineage: Eukaryota; Metazoa; Chordata; Actinopteri; Siluriformes; Siluridae
Gene: kdm4ab
Product: lysine (K)-specific demethylase 4A, genome duplicate b
Exons: 22
Coding region: 171-3299 (1042 amino acids)
Biological process (GO): chromatin remodeling
Cellular component (GO): nucleus
Molecular function (GO): histone H3K36 demethylase activity; histone H3K9 demethylase activity
Source: RefSeq, a predicted model, not a curated record
AGUAAACAAAUGGGCAGCGCGCAUGCGCAGUGUGGAGCUAAUGGAGGUGAUGGGGCUUGGGCUUGUGAAGGUCCGGUGCUGAAAGUGAGUGAAGAGAGGCGGAAAGAUAAAAGCGGGUUUCCCGCGACAUUUAUUCCACAUCAUCGGUUUGAGGAUCCACCGGCGUGAGGAUGGCGUGCGACUCAUCCUCCUUCUCCUCCAAGGGGAUCAUGACCUUUUACCCGACCAUGGAGGAGUUCAAGAGCUUCAGCCGCUACAUCGCUUACAUGGAGUCUAAGGGAGCGCACAGAGCCGGUCUGGCCAAGAUCGUUCCUCCAAAGGAGUGGAAGCCCAGACGCUCGUACGACGACAUCGAUGACCUGUUGAUCCCAGCGCCGAUUCAGCAGGUGGUGACGGGUCAAUCUGGACUCUUCACUCAGUACAACAUCCAGAAGAAACCCAUGACUGUGAAGGAGUUCCGCAAAACCGCCAACAGCGACAAGUUCUGCAGUCCACGAUACGAUGACUUUGAAGAGCUCGAGAGGAAAUACUGGAAGAACGUCACUUUCAACCCUCCCAUCUAUGGAGCCGACGUUAACGGAACUCUGUACGACCCUGGUGUGGAUGAGUGGAACGUGGGCCAUUUGAACACCAUCCUGGACACUGUGGAGCACGACAGCGGCAUCACCAUCGAGGGGGUGAACACGCCGUACCUGUACUUUGGCAUGUGGAAGACGACGUUCGCCUGGCACACAGAGGACAUGGAUCUCUACAGCAUCAAUUACCUUCACUUCGGGGAACCCAAGUCGUGGUACACUGUUCCUCCGGAGCACGGGAAGAGAUUAGAGCGUCUGGCUAAAGGAUUUUUUCCUGGAAGUUCUCAAAACUGCGAAGCUUUUCUCCGACACAAGAUGACCCUGAUCUCUCCCUCUAUUUUGAAGAAAUAUGGCAUCCCUUUUGAAAAAAUCACUCAGGAAGCCGGAGAGUUCAUGGUGACGUUCCCGUAUGGAUAUCACGCCGGGUUCAAUCACGGGUUUAAUUGCGCGGAGUCGACCAACUUCGCCACGCAGCGGUGGAUCGAUUACGGAAAGCAGGCCAUUCUGUGUUCAUGUCGGAAGGACAUGGUGAAGAUCUCUAUGGACGUGUUUGUGAGGAAGUAUCAGCCCGAGCGUUACGAGUUGUGGCUGGCGGGGAAGGACAGCGCGCCCAUCGAUCACACCAAACCCACUCCAGAGGCGGCAGAGUUCAUGGGAGGCAAGAAAGGAGACUUCGGUCACAGAGAACCGUGUACGCAGAAGCUGAGCAGCGACUCCAAAAAAAGUGUGGCCAAACAGAGGAUCGGUACUAAGAGGCACCGUGUGUGUUUGGAGGUACCGGAUGAUGUUCUGCCAAAGAGUGAGGAGCAGAAUGGCGACUCUGUUUAUGGGAAGAAGGGACGUCUCUCUCCACAGCCGGAGCUGAGCUCAGACACUUCCGACUGCAGCAGUCGGUCGCGUGUAAAACCUCCUCGUUCUGAGAGCUGCGUUAAAUCGGAGACUGCUGAUGUAACCUCGGCCCCGGAGUCUCCUCAGGCCCAAAGAAAAAGCCAUCUGUACAUCGCCACCGUCCCCAUGGCCCCGCACUGCCUCUCCGCUCUGCCCUGGACGUCCAGCAAGCCCGGGGUCGCCAGCCUGCUCUUUCACCGGACCCUGAGUCCCUCUGACGCCCUGCAGGUUCACACCUACGCCGCUAAAGCCACACUCUGUAAACCCCAAUAUCCCAAAUUCCAAGACUUCAUGAACUCCGACUCCGAGUCAGAACCCACACCUGAGCUGAAACACAGCGUAGAUACUCCAGAACACAGCGUAGACACUCCAGAACACAGCGUAGACACACAUGAGGAUGAAACGGAGGAUGAGAAAGAGAACAAGAGCAUGAAGAGGAUGCUGCAACCCCUCAGCAAUCUGCCACAGCUUCACCCGCUGCUCAGAGACAGCUCCAGUGAUGAAGAGUUGCAGGAGCAGGUGGAGAUCGAUGUGGACUGUCAGGAAUCGGACCCCUGGGCUGAGCUACUCAGACCCCUGUGGCAGAAACGGAUAUUGCGCAGCUUUAAGGUGGAGCGCGAGUUUAACCGGCGUUUGGGUCUCCAGGCUCCAUACUGUGCCGUGUGCAGCCUCUUCCACACGUACGAGCAGAGUGAUUUGAACACUCUGAUCCAGGGAACGUCGGUGUCUAGUGGAGAGGACAACAUUAGGACGAAGCCUCUGAUCCCGGAGAUGUGCUUCACGGGAAGUUCUGACGGACAGCUGUCCACUCCGAACCUGGAUGAGGAUGGAACCAGUCCUCUGGUCAGCUGUACGGUGUGCUCCGUUCGCGUUCACACCAGUUGUUACGGAGUUCCUCGAGGCAGCAGUCUGGAUGGAUGGAGGUGUUCACGCUGUGAAGCCAAUGCUUUUACUCAGGACUGCUGUUUGUGUUCUUUACGAGGAGGAGCAUUGCAGAGAGCCAACAACGACAAGUGGGUGCAUGUGUUCUGUGCAGUAGCUGUUUUGGAGGCCAGGUUUGUGAACAUCCCCGAGCGCAGGCCGGUAGAUCUGAGUGCUAUACCGCUACAGAGAUUUAAACUGAAGUGUCAUUACUGUCGGAAGCAGAUGAAGAAGGCGUCUGGUUGCUGUGUUCAGUGCUCCCAUGGCCGCUGCUCGUCCUCCUUCCACCCCACGUGUGCUCAGGCGGUCGGCGUUCACCUGCACCCCGACGACUGGCCCUUCGUCGUCUUCUUCACCUGCUGGAGACACAAAGGAGGCACAAACAUCGAGCGUAACAAGGCGUCUCUGCGAGAACUGGUGACGGGGCAGAAGGUUAUAUGCAAGCACAAGAACGGCCGCUAUUACCAUUGCGAGGUGGUGGAGCUCACCAAGGCUACGUUCUACGAGGUGGUGUUCGACGACGGCUCCUUCAGCGACAACCUUUUCCCUGAGGACAUCGUGAACAGAGACUGUGUGAGACUCGGGCCUCCAGCAGAGGGCGCUGUGGUGCAGGUGCGCUGGACAGACGGGCUGAUCUAUGGUGCCAAGUUCGUCGCAGCUCAUGUCAUCCCCAUGUACCAGUUGGAGUUCGAGGACGAGUCUCAGCUGACGGUAAAACGUGAAGAAGUGUAUUGUCUGGACGAGGAGCUUCCCAAACGUGUCAAGGCAAGACUGUCCGUGGCGUCAGACAUGCGCUUUAAAGGAGUCUUUGUGGAGAAGGAGGUCAAACAGGACUCUAAAAGACAGCGCUUUAUAAACUCCCGCUACAGAGAGGACUAUAUCGAGCCUUCAGUCUACAGAGCCAUCAUGGAGUAAAGCGUUCUCCUUCACCUCGGGGAAUAAAAAAAAAACCUCUCGGACUCCUCAGAUUUUUAUUUUAUGCCGACGUUUCUGAGAUUUAUUUUCUCCUUAAGACCCUGUUCGAGCCUCUUAUUCCUUCCAAUGACGCGCUGCCGCUGUGGAACAUCAAACCUGUUCCGUAAUCUGAUCUCUGAGCCUCCAGAUGCAACUGUGCAACUGCGUCCUGAGCGGUUCCUCUGAGAAGUUUCUUAAAGUGGCUCCUCUGAAGUUUUUUUGGAUGCGGCUCCUUCCAGAAGUUAUUUGAAGUGAUCUCCCCCCCCCCCGGGUUUUCUCUGAGCAACUUUUUCGGAUUCCUAAUGGAAAAAAGUAGAGAAGUUACGAGGUUGUUGUUCCCUCUGCCCUUUCUAUAUCGCUACGACACGUAGCUUGCUUUAUAUCAUUUAAUCAGAAAACAAAUCUGGUGACGUGUGAAGCGAUCUGAAAUACAACAAUUUAAAUACAAGUGGUUCAUGCUUCAGGCUGUUUAGAGAAAAAAAUUAAAUGGCCACGCCCACAAGAGAUCAUUUUACUUACUAGCAUCACUCAGGGAUGAGUAACGAUUUUACAGUAGCGUAUGAGAUCCGUGUCGCAUCAGUUACAGCGAAAUUAGAACAAUAUAAAAACCUACGGCCACAGACGCCGGUAAUCACCAUAGAAACCAUGAUUCAAAAGCGGGUUUCCAGAUCUAGAGAGAGAGCACCAGCGUGUGUAGCUCAGCAUUAGCAUUCUUAGAGUAGCGUAAUUACAGAAACCCGUUACUGAUGCUACCAUCCGAAAUCUGUUUCCAAGGCAACAGUAUUUCAACAGCACAGUGGAAAAGGAGCUCUCAGGGAAAAAAAAGGAGGUCUGAAUCCCGAUCCGAAAAUUGAGAGCCUUGAAAUGAGAAGAUCGGGUCCGGAUCGGCCACCGGCAUCGCUUACAUGGUUCUGUUUCAUCAGUGCUAAUUUUGUAAUUAGAUUUUUUUUGUUUUUUUUCUCCUGCUCCACAUCCUUUCGAUAAAAUCAGCAGGUUGAAUUGUAGCGCGUGUUCACUGUGUAAUCUACUGUAAAUCUUUUUUUUUUUUUUUUUUUUUUAUAGAAAAUGCUCACGCUUUAUUUUCUCCCUCGCUUAUUUUCUAGGAUCGAAUUCCGGGUCGUCGUUUUAUUUAUAUUUGGGAUAAGUUAAAUUUUUUGCUCUUGGCGCUUGUUUUUCUUCGACAUUUGAAUUAAUUUGUAUCAAAAGGUUAUUUAUUUGUUUUGAUCUCUUCCAGUUUUCUACACUUUUUACUCUGUCGAUUAGUUACGAAUGAAAUAUUGGCAGUUAAAAAAAAAAAAAAAAAACACGGAUGCACUUAUUGACCAUUUUCUCCUAUGAUGUGUGUAUUUAGUAAAAUAAAAUCUUUUCUGGAAUGUUGGUUCUGGUUCUGGUACGCUCUGUACACUCAUGACUGCUUCUUUCUUCAUUAAAAGCAGCUUGAUUUGGA